Orbilia oligospora ATCC 24927 is the source of this 3957-nucleotide messenger RNA. RefSeq lists its product as uncharacterized. Gene Ontology annotation, molecular function: protein binding. The record is from RefSeq and is a predicted model, not a curated record. The transcript is spliced from 4 exons. Gene Ontology annotation, cellular component: cytoplasm; nucleus. Lineage: Eukaryota; Fungi; Ascomycota; Orbiliomycetes; Orbiliales; Orbiliaceae. Gene Ontology annotation, biological process: regulation of barbed-end actin filament capping. Bases 1 to 3957 code for a protein of 1318 amino acids.
AUGCAACACCUGUUUGGAAGGCUCCGCAGCCGCUCGAGGUCUGCCUCGUUAAAGCAACGGAAGCCUCAGGAUGGAGCUUCCGAGGCACGGAAGCCGAGCCGUAGAUACAAUAGGCUACCAGCAAUCACGCCGAAUGAAGCGGAGCGCGCUACUUAUCCGACCCCAGCCGUUGGCACCCACGGCCUCCAUCAGCUUAACGAUCCAGAUACAUGGGUAUCCGAUUCCGCCAAACAAUAUGAACUCGACGUUAUCGCUAUGCAUGGACUGAACGGUGACAUCUACAGAACAUGGACGAAAUCAGGCAAUUACUGGCUGCAGGACCAAUUACCCAAAUCGCUUCCCGGCGCGCGGAUCUUCUCAUACGGCUACCCCUCAAAUCUUAUGUUUUCGAAGUCAGUGGCUGAGAUUGACGACUUCGCGAGGCAUUUGCUCAUCAGCCUGCAAGAAAUCGUUGAUACUAUGAGCUUUGCAUACAAUGAGAAUCCAGAUAUCUGGCUUCGAUGCAAGGGCGUCAUAUUCCUUGGCACGCCACAUCGCGGAAGCGCUACGGCAGAAAUAGCAAAAACCGUGGCUAACUUUGUCAAUAAACCGUCUACAUAUCUGGGUGUCGGACUUUUCGCCGGCGAUAUCAGGACAGAUUUGUUGGAAGAUUUGGCUUACGAUUCCCCGAAGCUGACUAGUAUUUCCAAGACCUUCCAAGAGAGAGCUGCGGUUCUAAUGAUAUACUCUUUUUAUGAGAGUGAAAAGAUCUCAGGACAAGUAAUAGUAAAUCGUUCAUCUGCCAUCUUAAACGUGCCUCAUGGUAAAUACGCUCCUCUUUACGCUGAUCAUCGAGACCUUUGCCGUUUUGAGAAUGCCGAAUCGGACAAUUAUAAGAAGGUGCUCAGAGCAAUAUUGGAAAUGGCGGACGAGAUAAGGAAACAAAAGAGUCAAAAACCAAUGUCAACUGCGGCUUCCGACAAGUGUAAGGCUGAAUCCAAGAAUUCUCGCGAUACCUUUUUAGCUAAAAUGGAGAUAGCACUUGAUGAUCUUGAAAGAGCUUGCAUGGAACAGCUCAAUAUCAUAGACAUUGCCACGGCCCACCAGGCGCAUCUCGAGAUUUUUGUCCACGGUACUCUACAGUGGCUGGCUAGUAAUAACCAGUAUUCCGCCUGGGCGUCAGCUACCAAGGCCUCAUUGCUUUGGGUAACUGGUCCGCCUGGUUGCGGCAAAACUAUCCUGUCAUCAUACGUUUCGGAAAUUUUGUCGGGAGAGGCGAUGGGCUCGUCCAUUGCAUGUCACUUUUUCUGCGAUACUAGAAUAAAAGAACGCCAGGACCCUAUUAUCAUGCUUCGGAGCAUUAUAUACCAGAUAGUAAUACGCAGGCGUCGACUGCUGAAACUUGUGCGGAAGGCCCGAAGCCUCAAAGGACCACAGAUUUUCCAACAGCUGAGUGGGCUGUGGGAGCUGCUUCUGGAUUUACUAAAGACCGAGAAGCAGAAACAGAUAAUUAUCGUUAUUGACGCAAUUGAUGAAUGCGAUGAACUAACCCAGCUCAUGUUCGUAAAUCGGAUCACGAAAUUUGUGCAACAAGCAGGCGAUUCUCCAACCAAAUUUUUUAUCACCAGCCGUCCCCAAACUUCAGCCUACUUUAGGCUCCCGUCCGAUGAAAACAUAUACCCUCGCUUGGAUCUUGAAGGCCUCCAAGAGAUGAUCGGUCAAGACGUUUUACGAGUCAUUCAACACAGGUUGGGUUUAUUGGUUCAAAGGAAUAGCUGCACUGAGGAUUUAAGAACUCGUUUGGAACUUUCACUAGCUUCAAAAGCAGAGAAAACUUUCUUAUGGGUAUCAUUGGUGCUCUCAUCCUUGGAAAGCAAGCCGUUUCUUGGCCCAGCCGAUGUUCGGAUGCUCCAGAAAUUGCCUCCCAGCGCCUCCAUGUUGUACAGGCAGUAUCUGGAGUCCAUCCCAGCAACUAGUCGCAAAACAGUCGGGCAACUGCUUCGCGUUAUCGUCUGCAGCGGUAGGGCAUUGAGAAUUGGAGAGAUAAAUCUUCUGGUUAACCAUUCUGUCGAACCAGGGGCAGAACUUGAACACCCUAUCUACACAGAUGGGGCUAUCGCACGCCUUCUGUACCCUUUCAUCCGAGUCUCUGGCGACUAUUUGGCCCCAAUCCACCAAUCUAUCAUAGAGUUUCUUCUCGAUCUUGAUACCAAAGAAAACGACGAUCUUGCUAAAGCUUUCGGUGUCAGCAUUCGUCGGGAUAGCAUUUUCAUUGCCGGCGCUUGUAUGAGAUACCUUCUCUCUGAUACCUUUUCUUCGGAUCUCUUCGCAUAUCCGGAGGGUGAUUUAGAGGAUGAGUACGAUCAGGACAUCGAAUCUUCCGUUGAAGGUCUAUCAAGCUCCAUUUAUAACUGGCUUGGGGAGGUAAGCGAGGACCUUGGUUUCGACAACUUCCAAAGCCGACUGCUAUCUGCUGGGGGAAUGGCGAGUGAUGAAGAACGCUGCAAACGUAUUGCUCAAGAAUACGGCCUCUACGACUACGCAUCGAAAUUCUGGACAGGUUUAUUUGGCCAAAACAACGAUUUUCAUGAAGACGAAGAUGAGCUCCACAGUAUGGCUAUCCGGUUACUUGAUGAUUCCAACAUUCAAACAACCAACUGGCUACGUUACUAUUGGGCUCUCACAAACGGUGCCGAUGAUGCUCGCCCGGAGACCUUGAGUCCCCUAGUCCUCGCAGGCUAUUUUGGCCACUUCACAAUAUUGCAGCAUCUAUCGAAGCAGAGACACAGCGGCGGAGAAGUCGGUGAGGCUAUUCAUUGGGCCUCAAGGCAAGGGAAUUCAUCUUGUUUGAAAGUAUUCCUGAAGGAAUAUCUCGAUCAAAUCUCCAACGAGCCUGGUAUUUGCAGCUUGGAGGGAUUAUCACCUUUGGCAGCAGCCGCUAAAUGCGGCCACUUAGAAUGUGCUGAGGCUCUGCUAGACCAAAGAAUUUUUGAUGUCAACACAAAAAACAAAGAUGGGCAAACAGCUCUCUCGCUGGCUGUUACUCACGACCAUGGGGAGAUAGUUGCAUUAUUACUCAAACAACAGGAAAUUGAUCCAAACCUCCCGGACAGCAGCGGCUACACACCUUUGUUCUGGACGACGGCUUGCAAUUCUCAGAGUAUUCUAUCAAUGUUGCUAAAGGACAAGCGAGUUGACCCUUGCCGUCUCGAUAGAAGUGGACGUAACCCUCUAUCAUGGGCAGCAGAAGAAGGGCAAAUCGCUCUUGUAGAACAAAUGAUAAUCGACGGUCGUAUGGACUUGAACAACCAGGAUUACAGCGGCAGGACACCGCUUUUAUGGGCAGUGCUUAAUAUGAACCUGUCUAUCGUAAAAUUACUAAUAGAAAGCAGGAGAGUGGACGUAUCGGUGCGGGACAAAACCGGACGCAAUGCUAUCUCGUGGGCAGCAGAACGAAGGGACAGAUCCCUGAUACACUAUCUUAUCAAGAAGUGCCCAAAUGAAGUCGACGCCGCAGACGACCAGGGUUGGACGCCGUUGGCGUGGGCUUUAAACCCCCCAGGCUACCUUGAUAAUGCUUUGCUCCUCCUUCAGAGUGGUCGGGUGGACAUAAACUUCAGAGACAUAACGGGUCGCUCACCCUUGUCAUUUGCUGUGGGCUGGGGUUAUGUUAGGAUAGCUGAAACGUUUCUACGUUUCCCAGGAAUUGACCCAAAUUGCGUUGACAGCGAGGGCAACACGCCCAUUUUCGAAGCAGUGAGAGACAACAAUGUGGAAAUGGUGAAAGUGUUGCUUAGCACGGAGAGGGUUGAUGUCAAUUUCAGAGGCAAAGGUGGAAAAACGCCUUUGGCUGUUGCAGCGGCCGCAGGAAAGCUUGAUAUCAUCAAGCUGCUCCUUUCGGUGGAUGGUAUUGAUAGUACGGGCCUAAUUCAGGAGCAUAACCACAAUUUUCUGAAUUCUGAACAUUCUUCGGCCUAA